Messenger RNA from Sinocyclocheilus rhinocerous, 2327 nucleotides. RefSeq names its product noelin-like. The transcript is spliced from 6 exons. The record is from RefSeq and is a predicted model, not a curated record. Bases 645 to 2102 code for a protein of 485 amino acids. NCBI's taxonomy places the organism in Eukaryota, Metazoa, Chordata, Actinopteri, Cypriniformes, Cyprinidae. Gene Ontology annotation, biological process: signal transduction.
UGAAAGUCUUUUUUAUAACUCGCGCACCGGUGACAGUUACAAUUAUUAUAGGGGAACAAAAGGGGAGCGCGGGAGAUAUAUGAACGUUAUUCACUCCCGUUGACCCGGAGUGGGGCGUGACAUUGGGAUGUUCCGUUUACAACCUUAAACAAUAUAGGGUCAUUAACAGGAUCCGUUGCCAAGUGCAAAUCCCCGGUGGCGCGUCUCGUGAGCAGAGAAGCGCUUGACGCGUUCAAGCUUUCCUUUAUAUAGGAGCGCGUGGCGCCGCCUCCUUUCUCAUCCACGGAGAGCAGUCGGUGUGUGCAGUUGUAAUCCAUCCAGAGUAAUUCACUUGCGUGGAGAAGGCGGACCAAUAAGGGCGUGAAGGCAAACAAAAGAGACACGGAUAACGGAAAAGACACCAGACGGGAGCAGCACGCGGAGACGAGGGUCACAACCGCUCAGUUUUAUCAGUCUAACAACACGGGACUCCAUUCAAUCAUUGGCAUUCAUGAAGAUGAGCACUGCGAGACCGUCCGAACCGGGACCGUUAGAGGAGAUGUUGCGGAUGAUGGUGAUGCACGAGGCGCUCACGGGCAGCGAUGCUCGCCGUUACGGUUUCCCGGUGGCUUGUGUAGAAUGAGAGUUUGGGUCAGUGUGCAGAAAUGUCGGUGCCUUUGCUGAAGAUCGGUGUGGUGCUCAGCACCAUGGCAAUGAUCACCAACUGGAUGUCCCAGACACUGCCAUCGCUAGUGGGGCUCAACACCACCAAACUGACCGCGGCGCAGGGCGGCUAUCCAGACCGGAGUAUAGGAGUUUUACCCGCCAACCCUGAGGAGUCCUGGCAGGUGUACAGCUCGGCUCAGGACAGCGAGGGCAGGUGUGUGUGUACGGUCGUCGCACCUCAGCAGACCAUGUGCUCAAGAGAUGCCCGCACCAAACAACUCCGCCAGCUACUGGAGAAGGUGCAAAACAUGACACAAUCAAUCCAAGUAUUGGACCAGCGGACUCAGAGGGACCUGCAGUACGUGGUGAAGAUGGAAGAUCAACUCCGUGGCCUGGAGACCAAAUUCAGACAGGUGGAGGAGAACCACAAACAAAACAUCGCCAAGCAAUACAAGGCCAUAAAGGCAAAAAUGGCGGAGCUGCGUCCGCUGAUCCCCGUACUGGAGGAGUACAAAGCAGACGCGCGGCUGGUUCAGCAGUUUAAGGAGGAGGUGCAGAACUUGACGACCAGCCUCGGUCUCCUCCAGCAGGAGAUGGGAGCCUACGACUACGAUGACCUGCACUCCCGUGUGGUUAGUCUAGAGGAGCGGCUACGCGCGUGCAUGCAGAAGCUCGCGUGUGGUAAGCUGACUGGCAUUAGUGAUGCAAUCACUAUUAAAACAUCCGGGUCUCGGUUCGGAUCCUGGAUGACGGACCCUCUCGCUCCUGAAGGAGACACAAGGGUGUGGUACAUGGACGGUUACCAUAACAACCGCUUUGUGCGGGAGUACAAGUCAAUGGCGGACUUUAUGACGUCGGAUAACUUCACGUCUCACCGGCUGCCGCACCCUUGGUCCGGGACGGGUCAGGUGGUGUACAAUGGCUCCAUUUAUUUUAACAAGUUCCAGAGCAACAUGAUCAUCAAGUUUGACUUCAAGACGUCCACCAUAAGUAAAUCUCAGCGUCUGGACAAUGCGGGCUUCAGCAACACCUACCACUACGCCUGGGGCGGACACUCCGACAUCGACCUCAUGGUGGACGAGGGCGGGCUCUGGGCCAUCUACGCCACCAAUCAGAACGCGGGGAACAUCGUCAUCAGCAAGCUCCACCCUCUCACCCUGCAUAUAAUCCAGACCUGGACGACCAAUCACCCGAGGCGCAGUGCCGGGGAGUCGUUUAUGAUUUGCGGGACGCUCUACGUGACCAACGGCUACUCGGGAGGGACGAAAGUCUAUUACGCCUACCAGACCAACUCCUCGACAUACGAAUACAUCGAUAUCGUUCUGCAGAACAAGUACUCGCACAUCUCUAUGCUGGACUAUAACCCACGAGAUCGCGCACUGUACGCUUGGAAUAACGGACAUCAGGUCCUGUACAAUGUUACGCUUUUCCACGUCAUCCGCUCGGAGCAACUGUAACCUUGGAGGAUUUGGUUGGGAGUAUCUGAAGACAAUCUUUAGGAAUGUUCUUCAACAGAUUGUUACAAAAAUGCUAUGCUGAAUGAAAACUAAACCUGAACAAUAGACAUGUGGAUGGAACAUAGAACACAAAAUCAUAAACAGAUGCCAAAAAAAAUUAAAUAAACAAAGCCACGCCUUUCUUUUUUUACAAAAGGACUUUACUUUAUAGGACACAGUCUGAUC